CUGCUUCCAGUGUCGUAAAAGUUUGUUUAUCCAGCGAUGCCUUUAAGUUGUAGCUAUCUCUAGAGCCUUUGAAGUACCGUUCUUGUAUAUUAUGUUGCUUUCAAAGAGGUUAAUCUAGAUGUAAAUUUGCUGUAAAUGGUUAUCGGUUCUAUAUGCGAUCGGACUAGUUGUGGAGCUGUGCGGAUAUAAUGCUGCCGCGAUGGAGCGAGACGGACGGCUUGUUAGCUGAGUGACAGAGACAGUUAAAUCGGCGACGGAUGUCAUCUGUGACAGGACAAAAACCAUAUUCGGCAAGCUCCCCAGCUCCAUGUCUGUCUCGCAUGGUUUAAAAGGUGUUAGUUCCCGUUGUGAGUAUUCUGCCCUUGAUAUCUGAACUCAGCAAAGGGUAGAAACUGCUCGGUUUGUUAGCUAAAGUCUAACCCUCUCAUCAGCCCCCAACAAGAUGUGCAGUUUUGCUGCUGUUUGCAGAGCAAACUUAACACUUACUUAGCUGUUAGGUAGCUUACAUUAAGUCUGACGGAAGGGUGGAUUUCACAGCAGGUUGUAGUCUGUUUAUUUGCUAGCUAGCAUGGAGACUGACGACGAUGUGCCUCUCAUCUUAACCUGGGACGAAGCAAACAGUGGUCUGCUCAGCGAAGAGGGUGAAAGAGGAGACGAGAAUGGAGGAGGCAAUUAUGACAUAGUCAACAAUGCUGUGAUCUCAACGCCUGGGCCACAAAGCUACAGAUCCCAAAAUGUAUCCCUGCGACAAAGCUGGGAGAUGAACUACCAAGAGGCAGCCAUCUACCUGCAGGAAGGAGAGAACAAUGAUAAGUUCUUCACUCACCCUCGAAACCCAAAGGCACUGGCAGCAUACCUGUUUGCCCACAACCACCUAUUCUACAUGAUGGAGCUGUUGACAGGCCUGCUCCUGCUAAUGCUCUCACUGUGUGAGGCUCCUGCUGUACCGUCACUGCGCCUGGAUGUGUAUGUGCAUGCCACACUGGAGCUGCUGGCUUUGGUUAUGGUGGCAUUUGAGCUAUGCAUGAAACUCCGCUGGUUAGGCUUCCACACCUUCAUACGGCACAAGAGGACCAUGGUCAAGACGUGUGUGUUACUGGUACAGUUUGUGGAGGCCAUAGUGGUUCUGAUCCGACAAACCUCUCACAUGCGAGUGACCAGAGCGCUCAGACCAAUAUUCCUGGUGGACUGUAGAUACUGUGGGGCUGUGCGCAGAAACUUGCGUCAGAUCUUCCAAUCACUCCCACCUUUUAUUGACAUCCUUCUGCUGCUGCUUUUCUUCAUGGUUAUAUUUGCUAUUCUUGGCUUCUGCCUCUUUUCCACAAACACCUCUGACCCGUACUUCAGCACUCUGGAGAACAGCCUUGUCAGCCUGUUUGUGCUGCUGACUACAGCAAAUUUCCCUGAUGUGAUGCCGGCCUACUCCAAGAACCGCUGGUCCUGUGUUUUCUUCAUUGUAUACCUCUCCAUAGAGCUCUACUUCAUCAUGAACCUGCUUCUGGCAGUGGUGUUUGAUACAUUCAACGAUGUUGAGAAAAUGAAGUUUAAAUCUCUUCUGCUUCACAAACGGUCUGCUAUUGACCACGCCUUUCAGCUGUUAGUUAGCCGUCAGAGACCGAUGGGUGUGUCACUGAAACAGUUUGAUGGUCUAAUGCGUUUUUACAGACCAAGGAUGUCUGCAAGAGACCGCUUCCUCACCUAUAAAGCUCUUAAUACAUCAGGGGCUCCUAUGCUCAGCCUGCAGGACUUUUAUAAGUUCUAUGAGGUCACUGGCCUUAAAUGGAGGGCGCGCCGCAGUGGAGAACACUGGUUUGAUGAUCUUCCACAUACAGCCUUCCUCAUUUUCAAAGGCAUCAAUCUGCUCGUGAAGUCAAAGGCCUUCCAAUAUACCAUGUAUGUGGUGGCCAUCAAUGGUGUGUGGAUCCUUGUGGAGACGUACCAACUGAAUAGUGGAUUUUCCUGGUCCAGAUUUGUUCCCUGGAGUUACAUUGUUUUUCUGACCAUUUAUGGUGUAGAAGUGUUAUUGAAAAUAUCGGGUUUGGGGCCAGUGGCCUAUUUCAGCUCUGGGUGGAAUCUGUUUGACUUCUCUGUGACAGUGUUUGCCUUCUUAGGCCUGAUUGCUCUCGCCUUCAACAAGGCGCCGUUCUACUUUAUCGUAGUUCUCAGACCGCUUCAACUGCUCCGAUUAUUUAAGAUAAAGCAGAGGUAUCGUAAUGUUUUAGACACCAUGUUCGAGCUCUUCCGGAUGGCGAGUCUGGGAUUGACAUUAAUCAUCUUCUACUAUUCCUUUGCCAUUGUGGGAAUGGAGUUCUUUGCAGAUGUGGUUUAUCCCAACUGCUGCAACACGAGCACAGUGGCCGACUCCUACAGACUGAUCAACACCACACAAGGCAACAAAACAGUGCUGGAAGAGGGCUACUAUUAUCUCAAUAACUUCAACAAUAUUCUCAGUAGCUUUGUGACUCUGUUUGAAUUGACUGUGGUCAACAACUGGUACAUCACCAUGGUAAGAUCAAAAGGAGUAACGUCUAUGACGAGCCACUGGAGCCGUCUGUACUUCAUGACUUUUUAUAUAGUUACAAUGUGAGUGGUGAUGACAUCAUCGUGGCGUUCAUUUUUAGAUGCGUUUGUGUUCCGCAUGAACUACAGUCGCAAGAAUCGGGAGCCGCUGGAAAAUCCAGAGGAUGAGAAUGGGAUCGUGUUUGAAGUAGAGGUGAGUCGUGAUGGCGUUUUAACUGCUCUUGAGCUAUACAAACAGAUGUGCCCAGGAUCGUCUUCCCUCAGCUUGCAGGGAGUCUUACAAGCUAUGGACAGGGGUGGGCACUCAUCUCUAGUGUACUUAGCGAGGUCUAGGACGAAGAGCGACCUUAGCAUGAAAUGUUUGUAUUCUGUGUUUCUCAAGGUGUAUGCAGAAUAUUCAAGGGAAAACCUGCCUCAACACCAAAGCCUGGAGCGGGAUCCGGACAGUCCCAUACCUGUUUCGCCCUUUCCAGAGCCUCAGCACUCACAGACUGGACCUCACAGCAUUAACUAAUGCACAGUUUGCUAGGGAUACACGCAUUAUCAUUCCAUAUUUUAUUUUUUUUGUAGGGGUGGUGGGGGGUGGGGUGGUUAAGGCAAAGAAAGCAGCAACCACCAAGCCUGGACUUCCACAGUAUGUUGUGUGCAUAUACUGCUGUUGGCCUUUUGUGCCCUAUUGUAAAUCAUGUACCUAAACCUGAUGCCUUAGGUUAACAGCUCAUCUGAUCAGUAUUAACACUUCUAAGUUUCCAAAGACCAAAAUGCUAAACCACUACUUUUAGCUCAACUGAACAAAUUAGACAUUUUCCUUAACUAAUAUCUCAGCAGACCUAAAAUAUUUUACUUUUAUAAACUUCUUAUUCUGUAAUGUAUUUGAGUUAAUAAGGAAUUUGAAUAAACUGUAAAAACUUGUCAAA
Archocentrus centrarchus (flier cichlid) is the source of this 3437-nucleotide messenger RNA. RefSeq names its product two pore segment channel 1 (gene tpcn1). The record is from RefSeq and is a predicted model, not a curated record. Gene Ontology annotation, biological process: transmembrane transport; monoatomic ion transport. Gene Ontology annotation, cellular component: lysosomal membrane; endosome membrane. Lineage: Eukaryota; Metazoa; Chordata; Actinopteri; Cichliformes; Cichlidae. Gene Ontology annotation, molecular function: monoatomic ion channel activity; voltage-gated channel activity.